GAAUGUCAUCUUCAGUCUUUCUCGUCGAAUGUCGAAUUUUUCAACUCGCAAAUUUGUGAGUUUUGUGAUAAAGUGAAACAGCGUAGAACGCAGCACGAGUCAAUGUAUUUAUUCUUCGUCAACCGGUUGGCUGAGACAACACGGUUGAGAUUGUUAUUGUUUAUUGAUAUUCAGUGAAUGGUCGUCUUUGUUUUGCACUGGUUGACGCACACAAAACAAACACGCAUAUGAAUCCGCAUUUUGUUCUAUUGGAUUGGGCGAAUGCCAUUCAAUAAGUAAAUGUGGCCUAUCGUGCAAAACGAAAAAGUCGGUGCUAACUCCGAUCGUGUUGAUUGUGUGUUACACACUAAACCAAUUUGGAAUUCAAGAGAUUUUCGUGACAUUUUUUAAAAUGGACAUUCACAUCACAAACCUUCACAUCUUCGUCGGCUAAUAUCCUGUGAUACUCAGAUUGAGUGUACAUCGUUGAAAUACAUUUGGCUCAGUCGUCAGUUGAUUAGCUCAUCACUCUCGGUUGCCACCAGUGAAUUGCCAAAGUGUUCAAAGUGUUUCGUGCAUUAAACAAUCCAAUUUGCAAUCAAUUUCUACGCAUUAAACGCUUCAAUUCAAACUAGAAUUUUUCUUCAAUUUUUCACUGAAUUUUCCGGGCAAAAAUGAGCAAUAAUAUGAUCAAAUUCGUGCAUCGCACGGCGUCAAACACCAGUGACAAACGAAUUGCCGAUUUGUUCAACAAAGGUCCCAGCUUCGACGUUGAUUUGGUUACAUCGGAUGAAAAGAAGGUUUCUGCGCAUCGAUUGGUGUUGGCCCUGUACUCCAAACAUUUGGCCGGCCAAAUUCACGAUUCUGGUCUCAAUGGCUUGCUAAUCAUUCCGUUGACCAACUACCCGUUUGAAAUCGUCCAAAAGAUCGUUCAAUUGUUGUACUUUCGCGAAGUAGUUGUGCCAGUUGAUCUUACAGCGAAAAUGAAGGACGCACUGAAUUUCUUGAAAAUCCACGACACAAACGUAACGAUGGCUGAACAAGAACAGUUCAAGAAGCCUAAUGCACCUCCGCUAACACAGCGAAAAGUAGUAUCACAGGCACAGAAACCCGCAUCUGCACCCAUGCAACAACAACAACAACAACUUUCGCAACAAAAACUCAUUCGACUUGAAAAUGGUGCAGCGGGCGAGCAAAUCGGUUCGUACACUCCAGGCAAACGCAAGCGCGCUCAAUCGACGUUUGUUUCUGGCACUCCACGUGAUCCAGAUUUGGUAGCUGCUUCUCGCAUUCCGAACGGUGUUGGCAAUCAAAACGGUACUGCUAUGGCUUUCGCUCGAAAUUUACCUCACUUGAGCAUCUCGAAAGUACAACGUACACAGCCCCCAUCGCAGCCGCAACCACAGUCAGUCAGUUCGUUGUCAACAACUCCAAAUCCAGCGCCGGUCAAGCAACAAAAUGUCGGUCCAAAAAUGGUGGAAAAACCAGAGCAAAUCGCAUUGCCGCUAACAGCAUCGAGUCCAACGCCAGUGAAGAAUCCAAACGUUGCAGCAACGAUGCAAACUCCCGAACAAAUGAUCACGCCAAAUGUUCAACCACAGCAACCGAUGCGGCCAACGACAAUUCCGAACCUUCCAGCCUCGAUCACUCUUCAAAAGGUUGCUGCAACAGCUGAAAAAUCCAAUAUUCUUCAAAAUGGUGAAACGACCGGCCAGACCGAUGAAAUCGAUGAACCAUUGAACAAAAUGGAAUCCGAUGAACCCCAAUUCGAAGACGAAAUAGUCGAUGAAAGCGACGAAGAAGCAGGAGAGAAUGAAGGAAUUGGCAACGGAAGUGUUGAACAGAAUGAUUUGCGAGAUAUUUUCCCAGAAUUACGUGACGAUGAUACUCAGUAACCAACACACGAUUUAUUUUGUCAUUUAUUUGAUCGCAUGUUUAAAAAAACGCCGUUUAAGCAAAUAGUUAUAAUAUAAUAUGGCAUUUUUUCGGUUGUUGUCUUCUUUUAAGAAUACGCCUCCAUUCAUUUGAGAGUUGAUUUGUUACAUUUUGAAAAUUUCAAGAAGUUUCAAGACAACAGUUUAGAAAAGAACAUAUAGAAAGAACUCGCAAGAGCAUAAAAUGAAACGGCAGAAUAAUUUCUUGACAAAGAACAUUGUUGAUGACAGUAAUGAGCUUGAAAUCAGUUUAUUCACAAUAUAUGGCAAUUAAUUAACUGUGCAUUAAAUGUUUUUGCCGUUAAAAUUAGCAGUUUAGGAAAUGUCAUCCAAUCCAAUGAUAAAAUGUUGAAAAUAAAACGUAGAAAAUAAAUAAAAUGAACAUCAACCAA
Messenger RNA from Sitodiplosis mosellana (orange wheat blossom midge), 2305 nucleotides. RefSeq lists its product as uncharacterized. Lineage: Eukaryota; Metazoa; Arthropoda; Insecta; Diptera; Cecidomyiidae. The coding region runs from base 654 to 1874 and encodes 406 amino acids. Gene Ontology annotation, molecular function: protein binding. The transcript has 6 exons. The record is from RefSeq and is a predicted model, not a curated record.